Messenger RNA from Pectinophora gossypiella (pink bollworm), 1770 nucleotides. RefSeq lists its product as uncharacterized. Bases 1 to 1770 code for a protein of 589 amino acids. The record is from RefSeq and is a predicted model, not a curated record. The transcript has a single exon. Lineage: Eukaryota; Metazoa; Arthropoda; Insecta; Lepidoptera; Gelechiidae.
AUGUCUCUUACCGAGUUGGAUUCCCCCAGUUUAUUUAUUCCCAAAAGUAACAUCACAAUCACCGCGAACCUCGCCGAAACUGCCGCUAGGAUAGCAAUUAACAACUUCGAAUGGCGAUACUUGACUUUGGUGCUAUUUAAUUCGACGAUUUUAAAUGUCGUUGGAGAUUUCUGGCAGCUGUAUGACAAGAGCUUCAUUAUCACCAAAGGGUUGCGCAGGCCACGGUACCAUCCUGAAGUCACACGACAGUAUAUUCUGUUUGGAAAGGACAUAGCAGACAUAACUAAAAUGUUGGACUGGAUACGAGGAUACCAAUUUGAUAACACUGGCAAAUACGUUGUAAUUUGUCAGUCGGCCGAAAAAUGCAACGAGACUGAAGCCGUAGCUAGUUUCUGGUACCAUAAAAUCACGAACGUCGUGUUUCUUAAACAAUUUGAUGGAAUAGUGUCUGGUUAUACAUACUUCUACAGCGCAGAUAACUGCGCUAUGAGUGCACCCGUCAAAAUUGAAGAUUUGGAAACUUGUCUGAAUUUAGGUGAUGACGAUGACGCUUGCGACCUAUUUCCUGCUAAGUUCUAUGAUUUAUUUGGUUGUCCUCUUAUAGCGUCAACCUUUCAGCAGCGGCCAUACAUGUAUCUAUUAGAGAAUGGAGGGGUAAAGGGUUCGGAUGGAGACCUGCUGGUUAUUAUAGCCAAAGCUAUGAACGCUACCUUGGAAGUGAUGAAGCCAUAUUACGGGGAUGGCUGGGGAACAUUGAAUGAGGACGGUCAGUGGCAAGGUUCCCUCGGCGACAUAUACUACGACCUCGCUAAUAUAUCAAUGACAUCAGCAGCUAUAACCUCCCAAAGAUAUACUGACUUCCAGCUUUCUUUCUCUUACAAUUUUGCAAAAAUUGGCUGGAUCACUAGCCCCACGAAGUUAGAAGGCUCUUCGCUAAAACUAGUGCAUCCAUUUAAACCGGACACUCACGCAGCCGUUUGUGUUACUUACCUAAUUGUCAUAGUCACAGCAUUUCUUAUCAAGAGCGAUAUAUUUCACGAACUCAAUAAAACAAUUGGAAUUUCUCCAAGAAACAGCAUGAUAUUUUACACCUGGGUGAUAUUCAUGGGUUUACCCAUGAGCAGGCUGCCAAAAAAGCCUUUUCUCUUGUACAUGGUAUUCUUGUGGAUUUGGUACUCGUUUUUCAUCAGAACGGUGUAUCAAGCAUCUUUGAUGAAUUCUUUGAAAAGCAAAAAAUUUGCAUCAAAUUAUGAAACUGUGGAAGAAUUGAUGAAUGCGAACUACAAAAUUGGUGGUGGCUUGGCGUUGCAAGACUACUUCAACGACUAUCCGGCGGUGUACGACAAUUUCAUAGGUUUGACCACUAAGGAGGUCAAUGAUACCAAGAUAAGGGUAUCGCGAGGCGAGAAUUUUGGAUUGUCAGUUAAUUUGGAUGCGGCUGAUUUCUUCAUACAGACCUACGGGGGAGCGUUCCACGUACUUGACCAGAAAAUUGUCGUGAGUCCUACAGUGAUAUUUUUCAAGAAGUUUUCACCUCUCGCUCGUUCUGUGAACCGGGUGUUGUGGCGGCUGGUAGAGGCUGGUAUACCUGAUAAAUUAUACAGGAUCUACGUACAAGUUAACAAGAAAAGACCUAAACGUGUGAACAACCAGGAACCAAUAACCAUGAAUCAUUACACUGGAUGUUACGCUUUACUCUUCUGUGGUUGGAUACUGUCCUUUCUGACAUUUCUUUUUGAAAUAUUGUUUAGUAAAAACAAACACCGAUAG